AUGCCAAACCUCGAUUGUCUCGAAGUGCGUUUCUCGCCCUUUUGCCAUGAUGAAAUGCUCCCAGGAACUUGGUAUGAGCCUUCAUCUAUACGCAUGAAGACUCUUGGAGUCAUUUCCAAGACAUUGAGGGAUCGCGAGUCCCGUCCCGACGCAAGCAUUAUCCGUGAGUUGGUACUGAACUACCUUGAGGAUAUGCCGUUACUCAAGGAUCUCAAAGACAAUCUGUUACACAACAUCGACAAGCUACACAUUCGCGUGGUCUAUUAUAACGGUGAAAUCGAGAAAUCUGAAUUUGCCUCAUAUCUCUCAAGUACCCUCUUGCCUUCGGUUUCUGAGCACCUGGUCGAGCUCACGAUCGCCGGCCUCUGUUGGGGUUCUAUCCCCGCUGAGUUUAAUGGUCAAGGUCUGUCAUUCCCAUGCUUGGAGAGCUUGACGCUGGAGCAAUACAUCAUUCUUCGACAAGAUCAGUUUGACUGGAUUCUUGAACAACGUACUCUUAUCAAUUUGAACCUUUACAGCUGCAAGAUCGUGACGCACUGUCUUGUGCAACAGCCCGAUUUCGAAGACUGGGAUGUUAACCUCGAUGGGUGGAAGAAACUACCAGACGUCUCCACCAACAUGGACGAGGCAAACUAUAGUCACAUGAGUCAUCCACAUCUGGAACCGCUUGAACCUGGCUGGUACAUGAAUGAUCUCCGAUGGUCAGACAUGUUUGAUCGUAUCCGCCAAAAUCUACCACUCCUAGAAAACUUCAAUUUCAGAUGUUCCAGCUGGCAAAAUUAUUUCGAAGGCCUUCCACUUCCCCAUAACGACGAUCUACAUAAUCGGUACUACACGUUUGACAACGGAAGUUGGGGGUGGGUGUUGUACAUGCCUGCCGAUGAGUGUCCGCGGUCGACAGAAAGGAACUAUUUCGAAAUUAAAAACAUGCCAGGAACACCAGUGGGUUUAUACGAGCGUACUGAGCCAGCUGAUCGACUUGCAUUGGAAACACUGAUGGAAGCGACACGCAAGCGAUGUGGUGAAAAGUAG
This is a messenger RNA of Fusarium subglutinans, 1032 nucleotides long. RefSeq lists its product as uncharacterized. The coding region runs from base 1 to 1032 and encodes 343 amino acids. The record is from RefSeq and is a predicted model, not a curated record. Lineage: Eukaryota; Fungi; Ascomycota; Sordariomycetes; Hypocreales; Nectriaceae. The transcript has a single exon.